UUCCAGCGGCAAAGCUCAUGCCUUUGAAUUUUGGCGAGGUGAAGGGCUGCCUGUCGAAUCCAAAUCCAAGUUACGCGUACCACCACUCAUCACUUGAACCCAGUCAAAAGCUCGCCCAUCAUGGCUCGGUGGUGGCCAUGGUGGGCAAGAAUUGUGUAGCCAUUGCGUCCGAUUUGAGAUUGGGAAAUCAAGCGUUGACAAUUGCGACCAACUUUGAAAAG
Molecule: messenger RNA, 221 nt
Organism: Acaulospora colombiana
Lineage: Eukaryota; Fungi; Glomeromycota; Glomeromycetes; Diversisporales; Acaulosporaceae
Source: the annotation of a GenBank genome assembly